AUGUCGUCAAACCCAGUCCAACAAUUCAAGCACAUCGGUAUCGUCGGAGCCGGUAGCAUGGGCUCGAUGAUGACCUUCGCCUUUUGCGAUCUUGGCCUCGAUGUCUCAGUGUGGGAUGUUGACAAGCAAAAUGUCGAUAAAGUGACCAACUGGGCAAAUAAUUACAAAAAUGCAAAAGGCAUCAUCAAAGGAUACUACAAUAUCGAUGAGUUCACCAGGAGUCUGGGAGAGAAGGGCGAAAGAAAGCUCUUCAUGUUCUCAAUUACCCACGGCGAACCGGCAGACUGGGUCUUGAGCAAGAUAAAGCCCGAUCUGAAAAAAGGCGAUAUCGUCCUCGAUGGCGGAAACGAAAACUACCGCAAGACAGAGCGUCGUCAGAAGGAAUACGAGGCGAUUGGUGUCAGCUGGAUCGGUAUGGGUGUUUCUGGCGGUUACCAGUCUGCCCGACGUGGACCUAGUCUGUCUCCCGGUGGUGACCCCAAGGCCCUGGAGCUCGUCAUGCCCUUGUUGGAACGGUACGCCGCCAAGGAUCCCAAGACGAAGACACCUUGCGUGACUCGCAUUGGACCCGGUGGAUCUGGUCAUUUCGUCAAGAUGGUUCAUAACGGUAUUGAGGGUGGCAUGCUGUCUUCUCUUGCAGAAGCGUGGGCAUAUAUGACCUUCGGACUUGGCAUGAAGUAUGAGGAGAUCGGCGACGUAUUCGCGAAAUGGAACGAAUCCGGUGAAUUACGCCAGAACUUCCUGCUGGGAAUCGGGGCGGAUAUUCUCCGGACCAAAAGGACACCUCAGGGUGAUCAAAAUGGCGAGGGCGCUAGCAAAGAUGGUGGGUACGUUCUUGACGAUGUCCUCGACAAGGUUGUCCAGGACGACGACAACACUGAGGGAACGCCUUUUUGGUGCGUUAUGGAGUCUGCUGCUCGACAUAUCUCUUGUCCGACCCUGGGAGCUGCGCAUUAUAUGCGGAUUGCCAGUGGAAACCGUGCCGAGCGAGCUCGCGCCUCGAAGAAACUGCACAUGCCCUCACCUCGACCAAUCGAGCACAAGCGCGAUCGCAGUACCGUGAUUGAGCAACUUCGCCGUGCAGUCUACUGCUCCUUCCUCGCCUCCUUCGUCCAGGGCCUGGAGCUCAUCGCCCGUGCAUCCGAGGACGAAGGUUGGAACAUCAAUAUGGGCGAUUGUCUGCAGAUCUGGCGAGCAGGCUGUAUCAUCCAGUCAGAGUAUAUCGCAGAUCUGCUGCAACCUGUGCUGACGAAGGAGUCCGUCAAAAAUAUGAAGUUUGUCGACGAGGUAUCGCGGGAACUGCAUCGGAACUUCGACGAUCUCAAGACUAUCAUCAUUGAGGGCACUCAGGCUGAUCAGUAUAUGCCGGCGUUGUCUUCCACUUUGGAGUACCUUAAGUAUGAGGGUGGCUUGGAAUUGCCGACGAAGUUUAUGGAGGCCCAGAUGGACUACUUUGGUGCUCAUUGCUAUAACAAGCCGGGUAUUCCGGGUGAGGACCCUGGACCGGUUAUGAAGGGGCCGCAUCACUAUGAGUGGAAGGUUGCGUAG
Penicillium argentinense is the source of this 1548-nucleotide messenger RNA. Its product is annotated as 6-phosphogluconate dehydrogenase, decarboxylating. The record is from RefSeq and is a predicted model, not a curated record. Gene Ontology annotation, cellular component: cytosol. Bases 1 to 1548 code for a protein of 515 amino acids. The transcript has a single exon. Gene Ontology annotation, biological process: pentose-phosphate shunt, oxidative branch; pentose-phosphate shunt. Gene Ontology annotation, molecular function: phosphogluconate dehydrogenase (decarboxylating) activity; NADP binding. Lineage: Eukaryota; Fungi; Ascomycota; Eurotiomycetes; Eurotiales; Aspergillaceae.